Hypoxylon fragiforme is the source of this 1152-nucleotide messenger RNA. RefSeq lists its product as uncharacterized. NCBI's taxonomy places the organism in Eukaryota, Fungi, Ascomycota, Sordariomycetes, Xylariales, Hypoxylaceae. The record is from RefSeq and is a predicted model, not a curated record. The coding region runs from base 1 to 1152 and encodes 383 amino acids. The transcript is spliced from 2 exons.
AUGAGCCACGAGACCGUUGGCUCGCUCCUGGCCGUCAUCGCGAAUUCACUCAACGAUGGCCUGCGCAUCCUGAUGUUCGCCGACAAGCGGACAUGGGGGCCCGACGAGUUCGAGCAACUGCGCUUGCUAGAGGAAGCCCUUGACGAGGCCAAGAAGGACUUUCAAGAGCUACCUGAUCUUGUCAACGGCCGAACUUACUAUGAGAAUGAUCGUAUCAACGAGUCCCUCGAAGACCUCCGGAUCCUCUGCACCCGCUUCGAGCUGCACGCCCAGACCUUCAAGGACUGGGUGCGCGGCGGCGGCGGGCCCAUCGACCCUGCCUGGGCGCACGAGACGACCGAGCUGCGCCGCGAACUGCACCGCGCCCAGUGCCGCGCCGCCCGCCGCAUCCACAGCGCCCAGCAGAUCGACGCCGCCGUCACGGCCACCGGCGCGCGCUGCCUUGGCGCCCUGCAGGUGUACCGCGUGCAGCGGCAGCGCCACGCCGCGAUCGAGGACGAGAGAUUGGCGUGUGCGCAGACGGGAAGGUUCGAGCGGUUCGACGACAACAGCAUCGCCUUCGUCUGCGAUUUCUGCGACGGCUUCCUCGUCUGGGAGGACCUGCGCGCCAUGCCGACCACGCGAGCCGUGCAGCAGCGCCCCGCACCACCACCUUCACCGUCACCAUCACGACAACCACCAACCCCAUUCUCCUCCUCCUCAUCCUCCAACACCACCACCACCACCAGCCCUCCCACACCACGAACCCCCUCCACCGCCUCGACACCAAACAUACCCCGCGACACGAACAACUACAACAUGGACGACGCCACCGUCCCCGUAAACCCGAACUGGCAAGCCCGCGGCAUAUCCCUGACGAGCGCCGCCGCCGCCGAAGCCAAGACCGUCGUCUUCGCGCCCGUCGCCAUCGCGAACCACGCCGCCCCCGCCCCCGGCGACUGGCGCGCCCGCAUCGUCUGCCCCUACUGCGACGAGGACGCGUACUACGAGGUCCAGGGCGAGGACGACAUGGAGCGCGUGCGGUACGUGCCGCUGCACGACGACGACGCCGCCGUCACGGGGUUCGAGAGCGUCGCGGAUUUCCAGGAGCACUUGGAGUGGAGCCAUGCGCCGUCGAUUGUGUCGGGGGCGGGCGGGUGCGCGCUUAUGUGA